CUUGGGUCUUCUCUCUUCUCAAGUCUUAUUAAGUCUAAUCCAAAGGUGCUGCCAACUCCGAUCCACUCCAAGGAAAGAAAGCAGGUGUUUAAAUGGACAUGAUUUCAUCAGCAAAAUGGGUAUCUGAUUUGGAGAUGGAGGAUCCUACUUUUAUCCAUCAAUAUGAAAUGAACUCUCUGGACUACUCACUUGAUGAUCUCAAUUUCCAGUCUUUUUCUUCUGAGAGCUACUCGUCUUACCCGAAUUUCACCCCUAAAGCCACACACAACUUCAGCAACGCAUCCAUCGAAACUCCUCAACAGGCCGGCACUCACGAAAGGCCAGCAAAACAGCCUAAGAACCACACUACUUGGAACCCUUGCACCACUGACCACACAAUUAUGGCCAAGGCUGCUUCUUCUUCCUCCUCACAUCUGAUUUCUUUUGAUAACUCCAACUCAUCACCCCCAACCAGUUCUCAGCAGUUCUAUGGUACUCUAGACAACACAAUGAAGCCAAAGAAUGAGGUGGAAUAUUCCAAUGGGAAAUUGAACCUUACAACUUUGAUUUCCCAAGGUUCCUAUGACCCCCAAACUUGUUCACCGAAACAUGGACAAGGGAUCAAGAGGGCAGCUACAGUCACUAGGAGUCCUUUACAUGCUCAAGAUCAUGUUCUCGCUGAGAGAAAACGCAGAGAAAAACUCAGCCAGCGGUUCAUAGCUCUGUCUGCCUUAGUUCCAGGCUUAAAGAAGAUGGACAAAGCUUCAGUCCUUGGAGAUGCGAUCAAGUACGUGAAGCAUCUUCAAGAACGUACGAAGAUGCUGGAGGAACAAGCGGUUAAGAAAACCGUUGAAGCAGUGGUGUUUGUGAAGAGGACUCAGUACUCUGCCGAUGAUGAUAUCUCUUCAUCGGAUGAGAACUUUGAGAGCUCCUCCGACCAUCCACUCCCCGAAAUUGAAGCAAGGGUUUCAGACAAGGAGGUUCUCAUACGAGUCCAUUGUGAGAAAACCAAAGGAUGUUUGGCAAAAAUACUAAGCGAAAUAGAGACCCUUGAUCUCACCAUUGUUAACAGCAGUGUCUUGCCCUUUGGCAAUUCAACUCUUGAUAUCACUGUAAUUGCUCAGAUGGACGCUGAAUUCAGCAUGACAGUGAAGGAUCUUGUGAAAAACCUGAGACAGUCAUUGCUCAAGUUUGUGUGACCAGCAAAUCGGAAGUUUUGAAGUUCGCUUUGUGCUUUAGAUUUCGAUCUCUAAGCUGGAAGAUAUAUAUAUAUAUAUAGGAAUAAAUUAAUUUUAUUGACAGUUUUCUUAUGCUUGUCUUUUUCUUUUUCUGGCUUUCAUGACCUUUUGAAGGAAGCAAAGCCUCUCUGUGAAGCAUGAAAUAUUAGCCAUUGCCAUGGCUUUGUUUUUGUUGCGAGCGCGGUUUUAUUUUGCAGGAGGGUUUUUUUUUUGUGAUUUUUGCGUGGUUGACCCGUUGACCACGUUCAGUUUACCC
Molecule: messenger RNA, 1473 nt
Organism: Prunus dulcis (almond)
Lineage: Eukaryota; Viridiplantae; Streptophyta; Magnoliopsida; Rosales; Rosaceae
Product: transcription factor bHLH18-like
Exons: 5
Coding region: 93-1178 (361 amino acids)
Molecular function (GO): protein dimerization activity
Source: RefSeq, a predicted model, not a curated record